AUGACUGUGGAUGGCCCCCAAGCUCUGGGAAAAGCCUCCGAGACGGACGAGGUUCCAGCGAACCAGAGCCCUCAAGCGGCAGCCUGCGACGUUCCGACAGACAUGCCAGAGGAUGUUUGGCCUCGCCGCGAGCACGCCAAGGCCGCCCUGGCUUUCGUGGCCAGUGCCGCCUUCCACGCGGCGAUGAGCCUUUGCGUGAAGCUGGCCAGUCGCAGCUUUCCCACCUCGCAGAUCCUCUGGGCACGCUACUCCGUGCAGCUGACGGUGACGUCCUCCAUACUCCUGUGGCGACGCGAGGCGUGUGCCGGCCUUGGCCAAAUUCCCGGUAGCCUCAAGCUUCUUUUGCUGAUGCGCGGGAUCCUGGGCAUGACCUCCCAGGGCUGCCACAUGCUUUCGGUGAAGCUCCUGCCUUUGGCAGAUGCAGUUUCGCUCCACACCGUCUAUCCCGUCCUCACAGCGCUGCUUGCACCUUGCGCCCUCGGCGAGCCCUGGUCCCCGGCCUCCCUUGCGGCCGCGCUGGUGGCCACCUUGGGCUGCGCCCUCGUGGCGCGCGGUCGCCUGAACCACUCGGAAGACCAAUCGCUCGGGCAGAUCAAGCUCGGCGUGGGGAUAGCCCUGCUCGGCGCGUUGAGUGCCAGUCUGACCUACCUACUGGUCCGGAAACUCAUGCGGCCUACGCCAGAGAAGGUUAUUGAUGCAGAGCUGGUGGUCUGGAGCUACUCCGCGACAGCCCUGUGCGUUCUGGUUGCAGCCCUGCCUUUCACGGAGGGCAACUUCGUCUUCGAGGGCAUCGACACAUGGACGUGGCUGGCUCUGAUCGCCGUGGGACUCACCAGUGUCACGGAGCAGCUGCUCGUGACCUUGGGCUUCAGAGGCCUUCCGGCCGCAGCUGGGACGCUGAUGCUGACUCUGGAGGCUGGCUUUGCGUUCCUCUUCAGCGUGCUGGUGCUGCAUGAAGCCUUGCGGCUCCAAACUGUGCUAGGCGCAGCCUUGGUCGCAGUGGCAGUGGUUGUCACGCUGCGCCGGCCUGCAGGAAAUCCAAGGCCAGCAACCACAGCCCACGGUGGAGAGAAGAGCCUGGAGCAAGUCGGCUUCCAGGCGGUCUGCAACUUCGAUGUGGAGGGAGCUAUUAUGUUCUUUCUUCGACCUACUCUUUGCCAAAUUCAUCUGCGCGGCACGCUUGCACCAGCUAGAUCCUACUCUGACGACAAGGACGACUUUGCCCAAAACCCUACUAUAAUUAUUAAGGCCCCUAUAUUAAACUCCAAACCUUACUUCACGUUUUCUUAUAAGAAUACUCAGGAUAAACACCCUGCUUCACGUGAGAAGGUGACUCCGGUGCAGCUCUUUGACGGACCCAAGCGGAAGGCCGGUGACUCCGAACAAGAGCUGCUUCUGCCGCCUUUCAUUGCUUACGACUUCGAGGAAGAAUACUCUGUUGAUUCAGACAUGGAGUUGCCAGAGAAGCAGAUGCGCAUCGGCGAACUCGAGGAGAGUUGGGGCGUCCGCCUUCCCGAGCAUCUCACACACUUCGUCUACGGACUCCUACCUCACCUGAACAACUCACAGGUGUCGUCCCCUGCUGGCGGCUUUCGAGUGUCACUCCGUUUCCUGCGCCGAGCAGAGCCGGCAAAAGCCGUGGCGCAGCUGCUGCAGGAUGCCUCGCAGCUCCUCUACAAGUGGAGUGCGGAGGAAGAAAAAGGGGCCAUGUCGAAAGCCUUGAACUUGAAGCAGGUAGAAGCAGAGUUCUACGGCACCUUGCUCCGUCAGCGGGAGCUUCAGCGCAGGCAGGAGAACUCCAAGUGCCAUGGCUGUGCACUGAAGAACGCCCACUACGAGCAGCUGGGGGCGCGGAGGUCAUUGGCAGCAGAUAUCGAGGACCUGGACCGUGAACUGGGCGCUGAAUCCCUGGGCCUCCUACCACAGCUGCGGGCCAAGGAACAGGUGUUGCGCGAUCUCCAAUGCCUGGAUGAAGACGGCCUCAUCUCCUUCAAAGGACAGGCUGCAACGGAGGUGCUCUCAGGCGAUGAGAUCACGGUUGCAGAGGUGGUGUUCCACAACAUUCUGGAAGGCCACACCCCGGAAGAAGUGGCAGCAGCCGUCACGGCCUUCGUCUUCCCGGACAAGGUUGAGAUGCCCCAGGAUGCGACGAUGGAGGAGCUGCCGGAGAGCCUGGCUACGGUUCGGCAGGCCGAAAAUGCAGGGAAAUGCGUAGCCUCAGGGACCAACAAGUUUUGGUGUAUCGGGCUCCGCAAUCUUUAUUGUAGCUCGAAACCCUGCCACAAGUCGGCAGUUAAGGAAGAAAUUGUCUGUAAGAAUAUUGCAGACUUUGGUUGA
Molecule: messenger RNA, 2337 nt
Organism: Symbiodinium sp. CCMP2592
Lineage: Eukaryota; Dinophyceae; Suessiales; Symbiodiniaceae
Source: the annotation of a GenBank genome assembly